UACCCCUACACAUGACAUUCAGACAACUCUACAGCUACAUCUGCUAUCUCCACACCGCGGCCUUCUCUCCCCCGCGUACCUUUCCUCUCCCCAUGACAAGCCCUCGCAGUGCGACUUUGCCCGCAACUUCCCGCUGUCAGUAGGCUCCGAAGGGCUCCCCUGUACAUCAUCUCUCACAACCGUAUUCCUGCGCUGUGACUUGUGUAACAAACAGGACCGGAUACACACAGAUGCCGGUGGCCGUAGGACCAUAUGGGCAGUCACAGCCCAAUUGCUUUGAUAGAGUAAAGAUGGGCUUCAUGAUGGGAUUUGCCGUGGGCAUGGCAGCUGGCGCUCUGUUUGGCACCUUCUCCUGUCUGCGAUUUGGAAUGAGGGGACGGGAGCUAAUGGGCGGAGUUGGGAAGACCAUGAUGCAAAGUGGCGGCACCUUCGGAACGUUUAUGGCCAUUGGGAUGGGAAUUCGAUGUUAAUCUAUCUUGUUUUGUUUUUUUGUCUGUUCAUUAAUGAUCUGCACAAUGAAGCUAUGAAUAAAUUCACUG
Messenger RNA from Xenopus laevis (African clawed frog), 539 nucleotides. It is a transcript of the gene romo1.L, whose product is annotated as reactive oxygen species modulator 1 L homeolog. Gene Ontology annotation, biological process: protein import into mitochondrial matrix; protein insertion into mitochondrial inner membrane. The transcript is spliced from 3 exons. Lineage: Eukaryota; Metazoa; Chordata; Amphibia; Anura; Pipidae. Gene Ontology annotation, cellular component: TIM23 mitochondrial import inner membrane translocase complex; mitochondrial inner membrane. The coding region runs from base 231 to 470 and encodes 79 amino acids. The record is from RefSeq and is marked provisional.